AUGCUGAGCAACGUCCUGCUGCUUAGCGCCUUAGUUGUGUUCAGUUUACCAUCGAAGGCAGAAACCCGCAAAAUCGCCCAAGAAAUUUGCAAAAAUGUUUGCUUUUGCGAGGAUAAGGACAAUUCGCUGUAUGUCAACUGUGAAAACAAGGGAUUUACCUCGGUGAAUGACAUACAGCCUCCACAAAACAAAAUAACAUCAGUAUUUUUGAAUGGGAAUUUUAUAACUCGGUUAAAUAUAAAUGAUUUUUUCCACUACGGCAAUGUUACAUCACUUCACCUGGGAAACAACGGAUUACAGGAGAUAAGAUCAGGAGCCUUUUCUGGCCUGAAAAAUCUCAAACGCAUUCAUUUGAACAACAACAAUUUGGAGAUUAUCAGAGAAGACUCGUUCAAUGGAUUAGAGAAUCUGGAGUAUCUGCAGACGGAUUACAAUUAUAUUAGCAUCAUAGAGGCUGGGGCAUUUGAUAAACUAAACAAGCUUAAAGUCUUAAUUCUCAACGACAACCUCUUGCUCUCUCUGCCCAACAAUAUAUUUCGCUUCGUUAUGCUGACGCAUUUGGACUUAAGGGGGAACCGGCUGAAAACGCUGCCAUUCACUGGUGUUUUGGAGCAUAUCGGAGGUAUCAUGGAGAUCCAACUGGAAGAGAACCCCUGGAAUUGUACUUGUGAUCUAAUUCCUCUCAAAGCUUGGUUGGACACCAUAGGCCUCUCGGUUUUUGUUGGCGAUAUUGUAUGUGAGACGCCCUUUCGACUGCAUGGAAAAGACGUCACUCAUUUAAUCAAGCAAGACCUCUGUCCCCGGAGGAAUGUAGGGGAUCCAACUUACCGCACAUUGGAACCUUCCUCCGACUCGCAGUACCACGUCCCCGUCCCCACAUUACGCGCGCGCACGAGUCCAACAAGAGUACCUAAAACAUCCCGACCUCCAAAAACCAGGCACCGUCCUACACCCCGAGUGACGUCAAAUAAAGAUAAACAUGUGUUCGGGCCAAUUAUGGUUUAUCAGACACGCGCCCCGGUGCCAAUGACUUGCCCGAGCGUCUGCAUGUGCACAUCUCACAAUUCAGACAGUGGACUCAAUAUCAAUUGUCAGGAACGGAAGCUACAUAACAUAUCAGACUUACAACCCAAACCAUCCUAUCCAAAGAAGUUGCAUUUAACAGGGAAUUACUUGCAUGUGAUCUACCCAACAGAUUUCAUGGAAUACAGCUCACUUGAGCUGCUGCACCUGGGAAAUAACAGGCUCUCAGUCAUCAUGGAAGGGGCCUUCGAGAACCUCUCUAAUUUAAGACGACUCUAUUUAAAUGGUAAUUACAUUGAGAGCUUAUCCCAAUCAUUAUUCACCGGGCUCCAAAGCCUACAGUAUCUUUACCUGGAAUACAACAUUAUCAAAGACAUCUUGCCUCAAACUUUCAAUGCACUGCACAAUCUCCAGCUGUUGUUUUUGAAUAACAAUCUAUUGAGAUCCCUGCCCAAUAAUGUUUUCGCAGGAACAAUGCUGACCAGGCUGAAUCUUAGAAACAACCAUUUUUCUCAUUUGCCAGUGCAAGGUGUGCUCGACCAGCUCUCCCCUUUCAUACAGAUUGACCUCCAAGAGAACCCUUGGGACUGCACCUGUGACAUUAUAGCCCUGAAAAACUGGAUGGAGUUAUCCAGCACCAGUGUGGUGGUAAAUGAGAUCACAUGCGACUCGCCUUCUAAACACGCCGGCCGUUUGCUGAGGUCUCUUCGAAAUGAUGCCAUAUGCACCGAAACCAUGAACAACAAGAUCAUUGCCACUAAGGGACCUGACCUCCCUGCUUCCCCCAGCACUGAAAUGACUACUGCUGUUGUAAUUAAUACUCCUGCGGAUGACAAUGUACCAGAAAUGCACGGCGAGGUGCCCUUGUCUGUAUUGAUUUUGGGCCUGCUUGUGGUUUUUAUUAUUUCCGUUUGUUUCGGAGCCGGCUUGUUUGUUUUCGUCCUGAAGCGACGCAAAGGGAUCGAGAGCAUCCACUCAAAUGUGAACAACUUAGACUUGAACUCAUACCAGAUACAGUACAGCACGUACGGCCAAGAGCCACGUCCCAACAAAACGCACUCUCACGAAUACAACUACGUGCCCCCACCGGUUAGUCAGAUGUGCCAGAAUCCGGUGUGGAAGGACAGCAACCAUGUCACAUACUACAGAAACCUGAAUGGCCUCUCCCUCAGCACCACUACUAUUGAGCCCAAGAAAUGUGAGCGGCAAACACAAAGCUCCACUCCACUUGCCAUUAGCACUGUUGAAUACCAGUCAUGCAGCCACAAAGACCCUGGACUGUAUCAGAACACUGGAGAGAGAGUCAAGGAGCUUCCCACCGCUGGCCCUCUGUCAGACAGCUUCAGCAGUAGCACCUUGCCCAAAAGGUCCAUCACAGCAAUGUACGACUCAACAGGGCCAAACAAUCAGAACCACCGUUUCAACAAAACAGCACUUUACGGCACACCCAGGAAAUAUUUUGGUGCACAGGCACUCGACCAAACAUGGCUACAAGGGAAACUUAAAAGUCAACCGGACUAUCUUGAGGUUCUGGAAAGACACACUGUUAUGAGUCAGUUGUAAAAAAAAAUAUAUCAUAUUUUCCCUUAGAUGUAGGCUUAGGCAAUUCCAUGAAAUAUCUUACUUUUUGAUGAUAGCCUGUUCCAGUAGUAAAUAUUUCUACAUAUAAAUGUCAUUUUAAAAAUUAAUUUUAACUUAUAUUAACUGGUUUUAUCAGAUUCUGAUGACUCCAAGUAGAUUGCGGUCACAAGGGUCAUGUCCAUUGCUGCCUAACUUGUUGUCUGAUUGACUCCUUGGGGGGGGGAGAGGAGAAAUGGGCCUUUAUCACGUGACGACAGACACCUUCUAACACUGAACAUUUGAAUGCAUUCAUAGCAGGUGUAUGUUGCGUCCGGUGGCAUAGACAUACUUUGAGACAUUGAGACGCAAUUGUUUUCUGUCUGAAACCAGUAAUCACACUGGUAGUCAGUAGUCGCACCUGCUCGGCUUCAAAAUGAAAGUUGUCAGACAUCACGUCAUAGUGGAAAAGGCCCAUUGCUAGUGCAAAGUGCUCCUGGUCAGGGUGGAAAUGGCCCAUUGCUAGUGCAAAGUGCUCCUGGUGAUACAACCACAAAGUCUCCCUGGAGCAUGUGGUGCUUAAUUUGCAAUUAUUGAUGACAUUUACCAAGUCACUACAAUC
Molecule: messenger RNA, 3202 nt
Organism: Engraulis encrasicolus (European anchovy)
Lineage: Eukaryota; Metazoa; Chordata; Actinopteri; Clupeiformes; Engraulidae
Gene: slitrk2
Product: SLIT and NTRK-like family, member 2
Exons: 1
Coding region: 1-2586 (861 amino acids)
Biological process (GO): regulation of presynapse assembly; positive regulation of synapse assembly; axonogenesis
Cellular component (GO): membrane; glutamatergic synapse
Molecular function (GO): protein binding
Source: RefSeq, a predicted model, not a curated record